Argentina anserina (silverweed cinquefoil) is the source of this 573-nucleotide messenger RNA. RefSeq names its product protein SEED AND ROOT HAIR PROTECTIVE PROTEIN-like. The record is from RefSeq and is a predicted model, not a curated record. Lineage: Eukaryota; Viridiplantae; Streptophyta; Magnoliopsida; Rosales; Rosaceae. Bases 1 to 573 code for a protein of 190 amino acids. The transcript is spliced from 3 exons. Gene Ontology annotation, cellular component: cell periphery. Gene Ontology annotation, biological process: response to ethylene.
AUGGCUCUCUUUUUGUUGCUGAACGUCAGUGCCUCUGCCACUGAUUAUGGCUAUGGUACAAAACCACCACAAGUUGAGAACCCAAAACCACCACAGGUUGUGAUACCAAAACCUCUAAAGGUUGAGAAACCAAAACCACCAUAUUUUGAAAAACCAAAACCACUGCAUGUCGACGUUCAAGGGCUUGUUUUAUGUAACUCUGGCAUUAAGCCCUUCCCAAUUCAAGGAGCUGUGGCAAGGAUUAAAUGUUUGAGCGAGGACGAAAAUGGGUAUGAGACUGCACCUCUCGUUAUCUUAAGUGGUGCAACUGAUGCAAAGGGUUACUUCUUUGCAACAUUAUCAGCUUCAAAACUUGAAGGCAAUUAUAACAAGAAAUGGAAGCUCUCAAAAUGCACUGCAUUCCUCCACAGUUCUCCAUUGGAGAGCUGCAAAGUCCCCACUGAUGUCAAUCAUGGUAUUACUGGUGCUUUUCUUGCUUGCUCUCGCACUCUAAAUGCCAAUAAGAUGAAGUUGUUCUCUGUUGGACCCUUCUAUUACACAUCAAAACCUAAAUCCGCCCCGAAAGGCUAUUAA